AUAAGUGGGAGAAACAGAAGAAAAAUGGAGUUUCAGUUUCUUUCCUCCACAAUCCUCUUUGCCUUUCUUCUGCUGCUUAUUAAAGUUUUGAAACUUGUUAAAACCUCAAAAGUUAAGGGCACUUCGCCCAAUGUUCCCCCGGGGCCAUGGAAGCUACCGUUAGUUGGAAACCUGCACCAAAUGAUCAGUCCAUUACCUCAUCACUCCCUAAGAGAAAUGGCUAAAAAAUACGGACCUCUCAUGUUUCUACAGCUUGGUGAAGUUCCCACCAUCUUUGUUUCCUCCCCAGAAAUUGCCAAACAAAUCAUGAAAACCCACGACACUAUUUUCGCUCAGAGGCCUUCUAUCCUUGUUUCGAGGAUCAUAUCCUACAAUUCCACAGGCAUCGCCUUUGCGCCAUAUAGUGACUACUGGAAACAAAUGCGUAAAAUCUGCACCAUGGAGCUUCUGAGUCCUAAACGUGUAGAGUCUUUUCGAUAUAUCAGAGAAGAAGAGGUAGUGGAUCUCAUCAAAACAAUAUCUCUAAAUGAAGGAUCAGUCAUCAAUCUAUCUGAUAAAAUCUUCUCGUUGACAUAUGGAAUAACAUCACGAGCAGCCUUUGGUCGAAAGUCCAAGGACAAACAAGCGUUCUUGUCAAUUGUCAGAAAAAUUUUGGAGCUGGCAUCGGGAUUCUGCCUCUCGGAUAUGUACCCAUCAAGCAAAGUGCUGGAAUUGCUUAGUGGGAUGAGGAUUAAACUGGAGAAGUUGCAUAAAGAGACUGAUAGGAUACUUGAAAACAUAAUCAGUGAGCGCAAACAGAGGAGAUCAAACAGAACAGAAACAGAGGAAUGCCCAAUUGAUGUUCUUUUAAAGCGUCAACAGUAUGGUGCUCAUGACCUCCACUUUACCUUAACUAAUGACAACAUCAAAGCAAUUAUCAUGGACAUAUUUGUUGCUGGGAGUGAUACAUCAUCCACAGUUUUGGAGUGGGCAAUGUCUGAAUUGCUGAAAAACCCAGGAUUGAUGAAAAAAGGCACAAACCGAGUCUUCAAAGAAACACUCCGGCUCCACCCACCUGCACCUCUGUUAGUUCCAAGAGAAUCCAUGGAGAAUUGUGUGAUCAACGGAUACGAUAUACCUGCCAAGACUAGAGUUAUUGUUAAUGGAUGGGCAAUCGGAAGAGAUCCAAAUUUCUGGAGCGAUCCUGAAGUAUUUUCCCCAGAAAGGUUCUUAGAUACUUCAAUUGAUUACAAAGGUAGAGAAUUUGAAUAUAUCCCUUUUGGUGCCGGAAGGAGGAUGUGUCCGGGAAUUUUGUUUUCGAGACCUAAUGUUAUGCUGCCAUUGGCACAACUCUUGUACCAUUUUGAUUGGAAAAUCUCUGGAGGGACAAAUCAGAAAGAUUUAGAUAUGACUGAGGAAUUUGGCCUGAUUGUGAGGAGAAAAAAUGAUCUUCUCUUGAUUUCUACUCUUUAUCAUCCUUCGACUGUUGGGUAAGAAUCUGAGGAACUUCACAAUGAAGUUGUUUGUAAUGCAGUAAAUCAUGACACUAUAAAUAUUACAAAAAAUAAGCUCUGCUACCCUUCAUGUUAGUUGCAGAGAUUCUACUUCAAGUCAUUCAGAUUUGAAGCAAAUAUAUAUAUGUUCACUGUGCUUGUAAAUUCUACA
Carica papaya (papaya) is the source of this 1644-nucleotide messenger RNA. The record is from RefSeq and is a predicted model, not a curated record. Lineage: Eukaryota; Viridiplantae; Streptophyta; Magnoliopsida; Brassicales; Caricaceae.